AUGCAGGUGGCAAUUGGAGCUAUUCUGCAAACACAUUUAUCAGCAACCGGUUCGCUUAGCAAAGGACUAGCCGCUGUUGUGGUGGUGCUAGUGUGCUUGUAUGUGAUGAGUUUUGCUUGGUCAUGGGGUCCUCUGGGUUGGUUGAUUCCCAGUGAAACAUUCCCUCUCGAGACUCGAACCGCAGGAUUUGCAUUUGCUGUCAGCUCCAACAUGUUCUUCACAUUCUUCAUAGCUCAGCUGUUCUUAUCUAUGCUGUGCGGCAUGCGCGCUUUCAUCUUUUUCUUCUUUGCAAUUUGGAUUUUUGUCAUGGGGAUAUUUGUUGUGUUCCUCUUGCCAGAGACUAAAGGUGUGCCGAUCGAUGAGAUGACUGAGAGGGUCUGGAAAACUCAUCCUGUUUGGAAGAAAUUCAUGAGCAAUACACCUGCAAGAGAAUAUGAGAUGUCUACCUGA
Messenger RNA from Oldenlandia corymbosa var. corymbosa, 450 nucleotides. Lineage: Eukaryota; Viridiplantae; Streptophyta; Magnoliopsida; Gentianales; Rubiaceae. The record is from the annotation of a GenBank genome assembly.